Haplochromis burtoni (Burton's mouthbrooder) is the source of this 816-nucleotide messenger RNA. Its product is annotated as major histocompatibility complex class I-related gene protein-like. Bases 166 to 801 code for a protein of 211 amino acids. Gene Ontology annotation, cellular component: external side of plasma membrane. Gene Ontology annotation, biological process: immune response. The transcript has 3 exons. NCBI's taxonomy places the organism in Eukaryota, Metazoa, Chordata, Actinopteri, Cichliformes, Cichlidae. The record is from RefSeq and is a predicted model, not a curated record.
GUGAACUUUCCUGAAUGGUCUGUAGUUUACGCGCGUUCCCUGAAUGCAUCACUAAACCGAAAAAUCAGGAAGCAGCGAGGAGCAGACAUGGAGACGAAUAUUCGGUCCAACGGAGGGGAAUAAAUCCAACCUUAUUCCGGAGUAGAUGACUUGAUUUAGAUUAAAAUGUUCGUGAUCGCAGUUUUGCUCCUUGUGGGGACAGGACUGACAGUAAACAGCGAGACUCACUCCCUCACCUACAUCUACACGGCGCUCUCCAAACCUGUCGGCCUCCCGGGCAUCCGCGAGUUCACAGCCAUGGGUUUGCUGGACGGCAGGAUGAUCGACUACUUUGACAGCGAGCAUCAGGUGAAAGUUCCCAGACAGGAGUGGAUGAGAGAGCGUUUACCUGCUGAUUACUGGGAAAGAGGCACACAGUCCCGCAAGAGGAAGCAGCAGAGGUUCAAGGUCAACAUCGGCAUCCUGAUGGAGCGAAUGAGACAGAGUGACUCAGACCUCCACGUUCUUCAGUGGAUGCACGGCUGUGAGGGUCAGACGCAGCCCGACGGCACGCUCAGGUUUGUCCCAGGCAUGAAAAUGUACGCCUAUGAUGGAGACGACUUCCUGUCCUUCGAUGAUAAACAUGGAGUCUGGGUCGCUGCGACUCCGGAGGCAGAACCCACCAAGAAGAAGUGGGACGGCAUCCAGGUGCUGAGAGAGUACACCAAGGGAUACCUGGAGAACGAGUGCAUCAUUUGGCUGAGCAAGUUCUUGAAUUAUGAACAACAGCAGCUUAAAACAGCCCGUAUGUAUGAGAUUUAAAUUCAUUAUUAGAAU